Messenger RNA from Rasamsonia emersonii CBS 393.64, 2210 nucleotides. RefSeq lists its product as uncharacterized. Gene Ontology annotation, molecular function: transcription cis-regulatory region binding; DNA-binding transcription factor activity. Lineage: Eukaryota; Fungi; Ascomycota; Eurotiomycetes; Eurotiales; Trichocomaceae. The annotation marks the transcript as partial. Gene Ontology annotation, biological process: positive regulation of transcription by RNA polymerase II. Gene Ontology annotation, cellular component: nucleus. The transcript has 3 exons. The record is from RefSeq and is a predicted model, not a curated record.
UUGAGGACGGCGGCGGUGCCCAGGAAGCCGACCAGGGCGGCGACGGCGAUGAGGUUGUGGCCGCAGGCAUGCAGCGGGCCCGGGUCGGCAAAGGGGAGGCCGUCGUACUCGGCGUUAAAGACGACCAGAUGGCCGCCAGACCCGAAUUCGGCCUCAUAGCUGGUGUUGAGGCCGUAGGCAUGCGGGGUGACGGAGAAGCCCUGGGCGCGCAGGAACUCGACCUGGGUGUCAUGCGCGAGGACUUCUUCGUAGCAGAGCUCGGGAUUUUCCCAGAUCUAGGACUGUUAGCUAGCCUACAGCGCCAGCGUCGCUGGAUGGACUGCAUACGGACCGUGCGAUUGAUCCGCUUCAGGUCAUCGUCCACCUGGGCGAUGCGCGCGUCGAUGAUGUUCUUGACCUGGACCUCGUCCGGGCUGGGGACGGGGAGGUCGCUCGCCAUGGCUGCUGGACAUGCCGCGAGCGCAAGAUCAAAUGCGACGAAACGCGCCCCGUCUGUAGGUAUACUCCGUCUCCUCCUCUUCUUCUCCUCGCUGACCACCCCAGGCCAGCGAUGCACCGUUGGCAAGCGUGUCUGCGACUACAGUCCCCGCGAACCACCUCGUCGGCCCACCACCGUCCGCGCCAUUCUCCCCAGGACCGCCGAGCCCGCGGGCGGUGCAGCGGGCAUUCCCUCCAUUAAUAUUAAUAUUGGCGCUGCUGGCAGCGGCCGCAGUCUCAGUCCAGCGUCGGUGGCUGCUCCGGCUGUUUCUCUUGCACGACCCCCCGACAGCUCGCCCGACGAUGGAUCCGUCAAGACUCCGCCGACGCCCGCUGGAUCGGAGAGCAGUCGCGGAGGCCCGUCCAGCGUCCACACCAGCCCGCCCGCCUCCACUCCGCCGGACCAGCUGCCUGGCGGGCUGGGCGAGCUGCACGCCAGCACGCCGCAGGAGCAGCGCGUGCUGGACCAUUUCAAGUCGCAGUUCCUCACCACCAUGCAGACCAAGACGGCCAAGUACUCGUUCGUCGCCGGCAUCAUGCAUAUCUGCCAGUCGAGCCCCGUGCUGAUGCACAUGAUGAUGGCCAUCGUCGGCCACCAGGCCUCCGGGCUGUACGAGAGCUGCGAGGAGCAGCUGUUUGCCAUUGACGAGUACCGGAAGGGCCUAAAGGGAUUCGCGGAGCUGGUGGGCUCGGGCCAGUACGAGCGCCACACGCUGCUGGCCGCGUUCUGGAUCCUGAUCCAGUUCGAGAUGCGCUUCGGCCAGCGCGCGCGCGAUAUCACGCACCACCUGGACGGCUUCAACAGCGUGCUUCUGUCGCACGGCCCCAGUCUGCUGCCGCAGCUGAUCGACACGUCCAAGAAGAACUCCCACUACGAUCCCACGCGGACCGAGUUCCAGUACCCGUUCCGCACGCCGCUGGUCACGUACAAGAACGUGGUCAACCGGCUGGGCCUGUGGAUCGCCUAUCUGGACGCGUGCGCGGCGAGCUUCGACAUGGGCGGCGCCGUCAUGGCGACGAUGCAGUACAGGUAUCCGGGGUCGCUGGACCGCAUCUUUGCCCACUCGCGCAACGCCCUGAAGGACCUGUGGGGGAACGAGUACCCGCGCGAGCAGGAGAUGGACGACAUCCAGAACCGGCCGGCCUUCGACCUGUUCCACCACUGCCACAUCUUGCGCUUCAAGGUGGCCGAACUGCGAUGGGACCGCAGCGUGGGGAACGCGCGGGCGGAGAAGAUCCGCGAGCUGCACGCGGAGAUUGAAGGAAUUGCCGAACAAUACGCCUCGCUGAUCUCGAUCGUCGAGGGCCGCGACCCCUCGUCGCAGCCGACGUCGCGCCUAGUGAAGAACUUGCGCUUCAUCGUGGCGACCUUCCACGCCGUGGUGCUCGAGUUCAACCGGGUCGCGUACUUCCACGCGCCGCUGCCGCCCGAGGGCCGGCGGGCGGUGGAGCGGAUCCUGGACCUGGCGGUGGUGGUGCACGAGAGCGAGGGCAACGACGCGCUGACGCGGCUGGCGUGGCCCAUGUUCCUGGCGGGCAUCGAGGCGUGGGACCGCGUGUACCAGAACUGGCUGAUGGAGCGGCUGGCCGGGCUGCGCGGUUACGGCCGCAAUGUGACGCGGGCGCAUCGCCUGCUGGAGAAGGUGGUGCGGCAUCAGCGGAGCGUGCCAGGCAGAGUGGACUAUUUCCAGUGGUUCCGGAGCGGCGAGGCGGAGGAGUUUGUAUUGGUAUAG